AUGUCUUCGAAAUAUGCCGUAGCCCAUCUAUGUUCUCAAGGGCCCGGCGAUGCGCGCCCUACUGCGCUUGAAAUCAUCAAUGACGAAAAUCUAGUGGGACAGCUCACUGAUAAGGUCAUCCUUAUUACGGGCUGUUCUUCGGGCCUUGGGGUUGAGACUGCCCGCGCAUUUUCUGCUACUGGCGCCACGCUCUAUCUAACAGCGCGCGAUCUCAAUAAAGCGCAGUCCGCCUUAGGUGACCUAGUCAACAAAGGAAAUGUUCAUCUAUUACAGCUAGAUCUAAACUCAUUAUCUAGCGUCCGCAACUGUGCUACCAACUUUCUUUCUAAAUCGUCAACCCUGAACAUUCUUGUUUGUAACGCGGGUGUUAUGGUUCCGCCCGAGGGUCGCACAGUGGAUGGCUUCGAGACUCAGUUUGGCAUAAAUCAUUUGGCCCAUUUUCUUCUCUUGCAGCUUCUGAAGAAUAGUCUUCUCUCAUCAGCCACGACUACAAUGCCGUCGCGUGUCAUCAUGGUAUCCUCUAGCGGCCACCGCAUGAGCGAAGUUCAAUUCGACGACUUCAACUUCGCCUCUGGCUAUGAUGCGUGGAAUGCCUAUGGACAGAGCAAAACAGCUAUGAUUUGGACUGCGAACGAGAUUGAAAGACGAUAUGGAUCUUUGGGGCUGCAUGCUUAUAGCAUCAAUCCAGGGAUGAUUUCCAGCGGACUUCAAAAGCAUGUUACUGUUGACAUGAUGAAUGAAUGGUCGAAUGUUCCCGGGUUGCAGGAAGCGUUUAAGUCACCGGGACAAGGUUCUGCUACGACUGUUUGGGCCGGAGUGGCUCAGGCCCUCAAAGAACAAGGGGGGGCAAUAUCUCGAGGACUGUCAGGUUGUUGGUCCGUUGGCAGCCGAUGCUGGGCCACUGGAUCGAGGAUACGCUCCCUGGAUAUUAGAUAA
Penicillium waksmanii is the source of this 936-nucleotide messenger RNA. RefSeq lists its product as uncharacterized. Bases 1 to 936 code for a protein of 311 amino acids. The record is from RefSeq and is a predicted model, not a curated record. NCBI's taxonomy places the organism in Eukaryota, Fungi, Ascomycota, Eurotiomycetes, Eurotiales, Aspergillaceae. The transcript has a single exon.